AUGGAGAAGGAGGUACAAGACCAACUUCAGGUUCCUGACUUGUACAGCUGGGUAGACGUGAACUUGCUGGACACAUCAACCAUCCAUGGAGACUGGGGCUGGCUCACGUAUCCGGCUCAUGGGUGGGACUCCAUCAACGAGGUGGACGAGUCUUUCCAGCCCAUCCACACGUACCAGGUGUGCAACGUCAUGAGCCCCAACCAGAACAACUGGCUGCGCACGAGCUGGGUGCCCCGGGACGGUGCCCGGCGUGUCUACGCCGAGAUCAAGUUCACCCUGCGUGACUGCAACAGCAUGCCCGGCGUGCUGGGCACCUGCAAGGAGACCUUCAACCUCUACUACCUGGAGUCGGACCGUGACCUGGGCGCCAGCACGCAGGAGAGCAAGUUCCUCAAGAUCGACACCAUUGCGGCUGACGAGAGCUUCACGGGGGCUGACCUGGGCGUGCGGCGCCUCAAGCUCAACACGGAGGUGCGCGGCGUGGGCCCCCUCAGCAAGCGCGGCUUCUAUCUGGCCUUCCAGGACAUCGGCGCGUGCCUCGCCAUCCUGUCUCUCCGCAUCUACUACAAGAAGUGCCCCACCAUGGUGCGCAACCUGGCUGCCUUCUCGGAGGCGGUGACGGGGGCCGACUCGUCCUCGCUGGUGGAGGUGCGGGGCCAGUGCGUGCGGCACUCCGAGGAGCGGGACACGCCCAAGAUGUACUGCAGCGCCGAGGGCGAGUGGCUGGUGCCCAUUGGCAAGUGCGUGUGCAGCGCUGGCUACGAGGAGCGGCGGGAUGCCUGCGUGGCCUGUGAGCUGGGCUUCUACAAGUCGGCCCCUGGGGACCAGCUCUGCGCCCGCUGCCCUCCCCACAGCCACUCUGCAGCCCCCGCUGCCCAGGCCUGCCACUGUGACCUCAGCUACUACCGUGCGGCCCUGGACCCACCGUCUGCAGCCUGCACCCGGCCGCCCUCGGCACCGGUGAACCUGAUCUCCAGCGUGAAUGGGACAUCCGUGACCCUGGAGUGGGCCCCCCCCCUGGAUCCAGGCGGCCGCAACGACAUCACCUACAACGCCGUGUGCCGCCGCUGCCCCUGGGCGUUGGGCCACUGCGAGACGUGUGGGAGUGGCACCCGCUUCGUGCCCCAGCAGACAAGCCUGGUGCGGGCCAGCCUGCUGGUGGCCAAUCUGCUGGCCCACAUGAACUACUCCUUCUGGAUCGAGGCCGUCAACGGCGUGUCCGACCUGAGCCCCGAGCCCCGCCGGGCGGCUGUUGUCAACAUCACCACGAACCAGGCAGCCCCGUCCCAGGUGGUGGUGAUCCGCCAGGAGCGGGCGGGCCAGACCAGCGUCUCCCUGCUGUGGCAGGAGCCAGAGCAACCCAAUGGCAUCAUCCUGGAGUAUGAGAUCAAGUACUACGAGAAGGACAAGGAGAUGCAGAGCUACUCCACCCUCAAGGCCGUCACCACCAGGGCCACCGUGUCGGGCCUCAAGCCGGGCACCCGCUACAUGUUCCAGGUCCGAGCCCGCACCUCUGCAGGCUGCGGCCGCUUCAGCCAGGCCAUGGAGGUGGAGACUGGGAAACCCCGGCCCCGCUAUGACACCAGGACCAUUGUCUGGAUCUGCCUGACGCUCAUCACGGGUCUGGUGGUGCUUCUGCUCCUGCUUAUCUGCAAAAAGAGGCACUGUGGCUACAGCAAGGCCUUCCAGGACUCUGACGAGAAGAUGCAGUAUCAGAACGGGCAGGCACCCCCACCUGUCUUCCUGCCCCUGCACCAUCCCCCAGGGAAGAUCCCAGAGCCCCAGUUCUAUGCAGAACCCCAUAACUAUGAGGAGCCAGGCCGGGCGGGCCGCGGUUUCACCAGAGAGAUUGAAGCCUCCAGGAUCCACAUCGAGAAAAUUAUCGGCUCUGGAGAGUCGGGAGAAGUCUGCUACGGGCGGCUGCGGGUGCCAGGGCAGCAGGACGUGCCUGUGGCCAUCAAGGCCCUCAAAGCCGGCUACACAGAGAGACAGCGGCGGGACUUUCUGAGCGAGGCAUCCAUCAUGGGUCAGUUUGACCACCCCAAUAUCAUCCGCCUUGAAGGUGUCGUCACCCGUGGCCGCCUGGCAAUGAUCGUGACUGAGUACAUGGAGAACGGCUCCCUGGAUGCCUUCCUGAGGACUCACGAUGGGCAGUUCACCAUCAUGCAGCUGGUGGGCAUGCUCAGAGGUGUGGGUGCCGGCAUGCUCUACCUCUCAGACCUGGGCUACAUCCACCGAGACCUGGCCGCCCGCAACGUGCUGGUUGACAGCAACCUGGUCUGCAAGGUGUCUGACUUCGGGCUCUCCCGGGUGCUGGAGGACGACCCCGACGCGGCCUACACCACCACGGGAGGCAAGAUCCCGAUCCGCUGGACGGCACCCGAAGCCAUCGCCUUCCGGACCUUCUCCUCGGCCAGCGAUGUGUGGAGUUUCGGUGUGGUCAUGUGGGAGGUGCUGGCCUAUGGGGAGAGGCCCUACUGGAACAUGACAAACCGUGACGUCAUCAGCUCCGUGGAGGAGGGGUACCGCCUGCCUGCGCCCAUGGGCUGCCCGCGCGCCCUGCACCAGCUCAUGCUCGAUUGCUGGCACAAGGACAGGGCCCAGCGGCCUCGCUUUUCCCAGAUUGUCAGUGUCCUCGAUGCCCUCAUCCGGAGCCCUGAGAGUCUCAGGGCCACGGCCACUGUCAACAGGUGCCCGCCCCCUGCCUUUGCCCAGAGCUGCUUUGACCUCCGUGGGGGCGGGGGCGGCGGCGGGGGCCUCACCGUCGGGGACUGGCUGGACUCCAUCCGCAUGGGCCGCUACCGGGACCACUUUGCUGCCGGCGGUUACUCCUCCCUGGGCAUGGUGCUGCGUAUGAACGCUCAGGACGUGCGUGCCCUGGGCAUCACCCUCAUGGGCCACCAGAAGAAGAUCCUGGGCAGCAUCCAGACCAUGAGGGCCCAGCUGACCAGCACCCAGGGGCCCCGUCGGCACCUCUGA
Molecule: messenger RNA, 2979 nt
Organism: Puma concolor (puma)
Lineage: Eukaryota; Metazoa; Chordata; Mammalia; Carnivora; Felidae
Source: RefSeq, a predicted model, not a curated record